This is a messenger RNA of Chironomus riparius, 3297 nucleotides long. The record is from the annotation of a GenBank genome assembly. NCBI's taxonomy places the organism in Eukaryota, Metazoa, Arthropoda, Insecta, Diptera, Chironomidae.
GUUUUCAUCUUCUUCGCAUUGCAUUAAGUGGAAAAAUAAGAAACGAGUCAGACACAAGAAAAACAGAAAUAAAAUAAGAACUAAGAUAGAAAAUAAAUAAAAAGAGAAAGAGAGUCUUUUAAAGAGGAAAAAAAAUCAUAAUUUGUAAGAAAAAUGAAAUUGUGGAAAUCCAAAAAAUCUGCAACAACAAGUUGCGUGUCAGCAGUCAGUGGAAAACUAAAUCUAAGUGGAAAUAAAAACUAUAAAGAUGAAGAUAAAAUCGAGACAAUAUCAGCAGCAUCAACAGCAACACCCACAAAUCAAAUGGCUAAUGGAUUACAUCAAGGCCGUGCAUUGAGUCCAGCACAGUCAGAAGAUUCAGGAUUAGCAGCAGAUCGAGGGACAACAUAUGCUACAAUUUCAAUACCACGACAGAAUGCACAAUCUAUGGGAAUCAUAUUCGCUGAUCGUCCCGAUGUCUCAUAUCCUCCAAUGAUUGAAACAAUUAAUCUACUGGAGCCAAAUGCUGAUUUCUUAGCGCCAGGCGAUCGUAUCCAUCAAAUUGAUGGAAUUUCUACAAUAGGUUUAACAAAUGAGCAAGUAAUGAAUAUCUUAUUGUGUAAUCGAGAGGAAAAUGCUGUCAUAGAGAUUGAAUAUUCACUGCCAGACUACCUUUCACAAAAUAGUCUUUGUGUCACAACGAAAUUGGCACAAGUAAUAGUUGAACGGGAAAAUGGAUGUCUCGGUUUAACGCUUCGAGGAGGUUCAGACAUGCCGAUUAUUGUGACAAAUGUUCGUGCUUAUGGACCGGCAUAUAAAACUAGUCGUAUAAAGCCAGGCGAUCGAGUAUUGCGCGUCGACAAUGUAUCUCUCGUACACAAGUCAUUAACGGAAGCGCAACAAAUUCUGAAAUGUGGACACAACAAUCCAUUCUGUAAUCUCACAAUUGAAUAUGAAGUGUCGGUAAUGCAAAGCGUUGAAUUUAGUCUGGGGCCGUUACUAAUUGAGAUAGAACGCUCGAUGAAUGAACAGAUGGGAUUAGUUCUAUGCAAUUACAUGCCGCUGUCAUCAGAUUUCAACCGAAUUGAUUCCUUACAGCCAGCUGGAAUUUUCAUUUCUAACAUAAUUCCUGCAAGUAUUGCUGAUCGUUGUGGUGCUUUGUCAGUUGGUGAUCAAGUCUUAUCAGUUGAUGAUACAAUCAUUGAAAAUACUGGAUUUGUGCCUGAUGAUGUCUUACAACUAAUUGAUUCAAAUUGUACGAAAGGAUUUACGCAGCUUCAAAUACUUCCUGCUCAUGCCAUACUCAGGCGAAAAGGUCUUCAAUGUACAAGUCCAAAAUUUUCCGGCUUUAAUACAAUGGAUCCACGUCGAACACCAAAAAUGAAUCAGAAUAAGAAAUUCUUUCGGAAAAGUUCAUUGCCAUUAGACAAUAAUGCGUCGAUUAUGGCUCGUACGGAGAGAAUUCAAGUUGUUCUUGACUGCACUCAUGGCUCGGGAUUAUGCCUUAGUAUGACACCACAAAGUGGAAGUGGAUUUGUUGUCACGAAAAUACUACCAGACUCUGUAGCUGAGCGAUCAGGCUGCAUUCAAAAAGGCGAUCGAAUUAUUUCGGUCAAUAAACUUUACAAUCUUGACAUCCAGUUAAUUCGACAGAUUUUAAGAGAUGUACCAAUGACGUAUCAAUCACAACAGACACAGAAUGCUCAUUGGGUUGAAGUGGAAGUGGAAUUUGAUAUGAUUGUUGAUGAAUCGACGCGUGGCAUUUUUAAUAUCAAAUUGAUGAAAACUAGUCGGAAUGUAGGUCUUGGAAUUACAGUGAAUGGUUCCUCACAUGGUGCUUUUGUUGUAACGGACAUAAAAGCUGGAUCGCCAUCACAUCGAGCAUGCAUAAAAGUUGGCGAUAUUUUAUUGGCAAUCGACUCACAUCCUAUACAGCAUUUUAAUGUCGAUGUCUUAUUAAAAGAAAAUAAAAAUGACUGCAUCACAUUGACAAUAAAGCGUAAUGCCGUUCCUGAUUUCCUCUAUGACAAUCAGAAUCGACAGAAUGCCAACGUUACUUAUGCAAAUUAUGAUGUCCUUACGAACACAUUUAAUGGAAUUUCGCUCAAUAAUGGUGCGAAUAACAGCAGUAGUAAUAACAAUAAUAAUUUACGAUCAAAUGAAAUGCUCACGAAGCCCAACUCAUCACCAUACUUUAAUGAAGAACCACAUUAUUCAGUCGUGCCUGCACCAAGAUUUUGGAAUACAAUGAAACCAAACAAAGCGGAACAACAUUCAGAAGAUGUUAUGGGAAAUUCAAUUUCAGCAACAGACUUGGUCAAUUAUAAUAACGUAGAUUAUGCAGCUGCACAGAAAAUGAUGAGUUUAAGUAUCGGACCAACGUCAUCGCAUGGAACACAGACAGAAGAAAAUGAGGAUUCAGUCUUUCAACCUAUCCCAAAUAAUUCAUUAAUGACAUCUUCAUUUAUCACACAACAGCCUCAUGUAUUUAAUGUUAAAUUACAACCAAAUGGUGCUACCGCAUUAGGCAUAACAUUGUCUGGAAAUGAAGAUGGACAGAAGCCAAUAAUUAUCAGUGGAUUAGCAGAAAAUGGUGUAGCUUCAAAUACAGGACAGAUUCAAAUUGGUGACACUCUUUUAGCAAUAAAUAAUGAAAAUGUAGUCGGAAUGCCUUUGUCAUGUGCCACAAAAUUACUUCAAGUUCAGGAUGAUAUAAUAGAAUUGAGGCUGUCAAGAAGCAAUAUUAGUAAUAAUCAAAUGACAAACUCAAUAUUGUCAAUAAAUGAGAAAAUGCCACAACCACAAGCUCUUUAUGCGGAAGUUCAAAGACGUCCAUUAAACUUGAUGAAAGCGGAUGCAAUUUCAAACUCAAGUAGUCGCAGUGGAAGUAACAAUAGCGAUGGACAAUUGAAGACUAUCCACGUGACACUUUACAAGGAUCAAGUUUAUGAUGAUUAUGGAUUUUCUGUAUCUGAUGGAUUGUAUGAACGUGGUGUCUAUAUAAAUAGAAUUAGAAGUGGAGGACCUGCUGAUCAUGUCAAUGUCAUGCCUUAUGACAGAAUUAUACAAGUAAAUGGAACUAAAACAGUGGAUUUUGAUUGCUGCCUUACAGUGCCUUUAAUCGCAGCAUCAGGAGAUAAAAUCAACCUGAUUGUACAGCGUGGAAUUUUAUGAGAACAAGAGAAACUUUUUGACAAGAAUUACUUAUACUAUUAUUAACUUUUGAGUAUUAACAGAUAAUUUAUACAUUAUUCUGUAGCUUUUAAGACUAUUUGAAUCACUAAUAUUUUCUUCUUAAAUUGGAAAUAAAAUGCAGGA